Austrofundulus limnaeus is the source of this 1481-nucleotide messenger RNA. RefSeq lists its product as uncharacterized. The coding region runs from base 152 to 1351 and encodes 399 amino acids. Lineage: Eukaryota; Metazoa; Chordata; Actinopteri; Cyprinodontiformes; Rivulidae. The transcript is spliced from 2 exons. The record is from RefSeq and is a predicted model, not a curated record.
GGAUGGCCGCUCCCCAUCUCACUGCAUGUGUGAGAAAUGACAAGAUGGGGGAGGCCUCUGUCCUCCAAAAUCAGACCACGACGGCAACCCCGACGACCUCAUCACAGCCGAACCAAUCACAAGGCUACAAAACCCUGCGGAAGUGAGCAACAUGCCCCGAGCGAACACGCCAUCAGAGUCAAGCUACCCACCAGAACCCCCGCAAUCAUCCCAGAACAGGACAGAUCGGCGCCGCCGUACUCAAGGCACUGGCACGAACCACCGUUCCAACAACCGCCACCGCUCCCCCAACAAAGUCAGCACAGGAAAACACAGGAGGAGGAGGAAGGAUGGCAAGGAUAGUCACGGUCACCGCCACCAAUCCAGCGGGCGCCACCGUAGCCGCCACCGCUCGCCCACCAAGGGGCACGGCCGGUCACGCAGUGCAGACAACGCCCUGGACAGCCAUCAUCGAGGGCACCGCCGUGGUCGCUCUCCCGAACGGAAACACGGUCAGCACUCCUCCUCCAACCACCGUCACCACUCCCCCCGACGCUCACCGUACCGCUCGCCCAGGCGCUCGCCGUACCGCUCGCCCAGGCGCUCGCCGCACCGCUCGCCCAGACGCUCGCCUUACCGCUCUCCUCGCCGUCACAGGUCCCCCCACCGCUCUCGUUACAGCUCCCCUACCAGACGUCGCCACCACUCCUCAGAUCCUUACCGGUACAGCUCCCCGGAGAGACACGCCCGCAGCAAUGAGAAGCCUGUUUCYAACGAGCCAGCAUACGAUGACCCAGUCAGGACCCCUGAACCCAACGUCCUUUUUGAUGACAGCAUUCUGCAGGAGUCCCCGGCCCUGGACCGUCUGAACAGGGAAGCCACGCUUCCACCGCUGCAGAGAGAGGCUCGCCAGUAUGGAGAGAACAACCUGCUGAUGGGAUCCUCCACCAUGGAAAGGGCCUACAGAGGUGACCGACUGCUGAAGGACGUGCCGUCCCGCAGCAAGAUGGACCCUUACAGAGACACGACCCUGCCCAGGGUCCGCACCCCUGACUUCGAUUCAGCCUACGAGAAGUACAGCUCACUGUUGAGGGGACGCACGCCCGAUAUGAUCGAGAGGGAUGGGCGCCGUGCCAGCAGAGGUAGCACCCCUGAUCCUCAGUUCCGGUCUCGCAGCCUGGGACGAACCAUCUCCCCAGUUAAGUUCAGACAGGACGACUCMGAAGACGAAGAGGACGACGACAAUUUCGUAGCGGCUAAAUUGAGAGAGUACUACAGYACGGUCAAGUCCAACCCAAGUCGUCCAGCUAAGCUCGUGGUCCCUGAGCCCAAGAAGACCUACAAGGAUAAUCCCAAAGACCUGAGCAUCUGAUUGAAACCUACCCACACAACACCUCAGCUACUCACUUCCAUUACCAAUCGGUUUUACAAGAAUGAACCCAUUUAUGUAAACACGCUCACACACUUUAACAUGACACACACACACACACACACACACUGUA